UGACACUUAAAGGUUACGUUUGCCUUUAAACGUCAGUUGAUAACUGUUCAUUAAUAGACACUUUAUUUAUGAUAACUGUUUAGAAGUGCGAUAAUUUUUUAAUUUAAUUAUUGAUAAAUUGAUAGUCCCCUGAAUGAUACAAACCUCUCAUACACUUCCACUGUAGCUAUGUGCAAACAACUAUGAAUCAACAAUUUGACUUUGUGAUGAUUUGUGUGCAUAAAUAGUGCAUGUACUACACCUAUUAGGACAUUUCCUCAAACAAUGAUGGAUAACGAUACCUGCUUUGCAACUCGUCACACGAACAAUACCAUUUUACUGAACGUGUACGAGGGAAUACCAGAAACACUGAUUCUAAACGUGAUUUGUUGGAUCUUACUUGUUUUAUUAUUUGCUUUAUUACGUAGCCGUGCGUGGGACUACGGCAGGUUGGCGCUUGUUCAGAGUGAAAAAUGGACCCAACUGUUUUAUAAAAACACCGAAGAGGCAUUAAUAGUCGAGGAAAAUGGUGAAAACGCGCUGUCGGCUGAUUCUGGGUGCUGUUCGUGGUUUCCAGCUGUGUUCAAAAUUGACAAAGAGCGGCUGUUUCUUCGUUGUGGCCCAGAUGCCUCCCACUACUUAUCCUUUCAAAGACAUCUGUUAGUGUUGUUUAGCAUAAUCACUUUCUUAUCCCUGUGUGUCGUUCUACCUGUAAACUUCAGGGGAAAUCUUCAAGGAGGGCCGUAUACUUUUGGUCACACGACCAUUAGUAAUUUAGAUCCAAAUUCGCAGUGGUUGUGGGUACAUGUUGUUACGUCGUUUGCUUUCGUGCCAUUAGCUAUUCUUAUAAUGCGGCGAUGCUCUAGUGGAAUACCAACUUCGACGCUCCUUUCAUCACGUACUGUCAUGGUAACCCACAUUUCACGUAAUCACAGGAACAUCGAGGAUAUACGUAGUUAUUUUUCCGUACGUUACCCGAACAUUCAAAUUAAAGAUGUUCAAAUGGCGUAUAGAAUAAAAGAUCUCACACAAUUGGAGGAGCAACGCGAAUCUGCUCACGAGGCAAUGUCUUUCUGCGUAAUGAAUAAUGAAACUUCUAUGAAAGUGCAACCAUACGGCUGCAUCAUUUGUUGCCCUUGGAAAACCAAGAACGCUUUAGAAUAUUAUACCACCGAAGAGGAACGCUUGCGGACCGCCGUAAUUAAUGCCCGACGACAAACCGCGCAAGAACCUUUAGGCAUAGCCUUCAUUACUUUCGACACGGAAGAAGCAGCCCAGUAUGUUGUACAUUCCUUUGUACCGGGCACUCGUUUUCAUUGGAGCGUUGCGAAAGCGCCAGCACCUCCCGAUAUAAUUUGGGAAAACCUGCAGGUUUCCUCACGGAAUUGGUACUCCAAAGCCAUUCUAAUUAAUUGCAUUCUAUUUUUCAUUUUGUUUUUCUUGACUACACCUGCAAUCGUAGUGACCUUUCUAAAUACGUGGACCGCGUCCCAAGAGGAAAUCAUAAAGAAAGCAAGCCCUUUACUAUCCGAAUUUCUACCUACCCUUCUGUUGUUAACCAUGUCCGCGUUGAUGCCUGUAAUUGUUUCCUAUUCUGACCAGUGGAUGUCUCACUGGACAAAGUCCGAGCAAAACUUCGCCACAAUGCAAAAAACCUUUUAUUUCUUACUAUUUAUGGUACUGAUCCUACCCUCUUUGGGGUUGACUAGCGCUCAGGCGUUACUGGAAUGGUCAGUGAAACCUGGUGGGCAAAACUACAGAUGGGAAUGCGUUUUUCUACCGGACAAGGGCGCGUUUUUUGUUAAUUACGUUAUAACUUCAGCGCUAAUCGGUACAGGGUUAGAGUUGCUUCGGUUUCCGGAGUUGGCAAUGUACGUAUGGCGACUACUUAUAGCGAGAUCUCUAGCAGAAAAAAUCAGUAUUCAAAAGGCGAUUCUUUCCGAAUUUCCCUUUGGCAUUCAUUACGCGUGGACUUUACUUAUCUUCACUACUAGCACAGUGUAUAGCUUAAUUUGUCCUCUAAUAACCCCCUUCGGUUUAAUGUAUUUGUGUUUCAAACAUUUAGUGGAUAAGCAUAAUAUCUACUUUGUCUAUAGGCCCAGUGCAAUGAGUGGUGAAGGUCAGCGCCUCCACGUUUCUGCUGUUCGCAAUGUUAGAGUCGCUUUCAUUUUGUUGCAAAUAAUAAUGCUAGCGUUCGCGUUUGUCCGAGGAGGGUUGGGAAUAAUGUCCAUUAUAUUGAUAUUGGGACUAAUUGCAACUUGUGGCUUUUUCUUUAUUAUGGGUCCCUUUCCUUCUUGUAAACCUACAGCCCUCUCCGUUAAUAAUUUGCCCGAGCAGGUGGAGCGGUACGUUGCCCCUGUACUGAUUAAAGUUCAUUCGCAAACUAGCACCCCAAGUCUUUUAUCGCCGGACUAUGGUUCUUCCAAUAUUAGCGAUUUAGGAAAACGUCUUUCCACAUCAUCUUCACUUACUACUUGAAUUGCGUGCUGAAAAACCUUACUUGGCUGUGAUUACAUACUUCAACUAUUUAGUAUUUAUAUGUGUUUUCGUGUUAAAAUGUUAUUAAGUUUGGCCUAUCUAAAGACAUUUUAUCUUAGACGUGUAUGGUGCAUUAAAGUUUUUUUAUCCUGUUAGUAUUAUAUUGCUUGAAAAUAAUAUAUGUAUAUCCAGUAUUUUUUCAAAUUUUGAUAACACUAGUGUGUA
Molecule: messenger RNA, 2682 nt
Organism: Photinus pyralis (common eastern firefly)
Lineage: Eukaryota; Metazoa; Arthropoda; Insecta; Coleoptera; Lampyridae
Gene: Tmem63
Product: CSC1-like protein 1
Exons: 2
Coding region: 265-2457 (730 amino acids)
Cellular component (GO): plasma membrane
Molecular function (GO): calcium-activated cation channel activity
Source: RefSeq, a predicted model, not a curated record